AUGGACGCCUCCGCCUACAGCGAGCUCGGACACAAGGACAUCAGGAUGGCGAGUUACCUUGACCCCUUCAUGAACUCCUCCGAUUCCCUCCAUUUCACGGCAAACUUGUCCCGCGUGGCUGAGGAGGAAGAGAGCUUCGGAAACCAGUCUCUGCCGAUCGACAUGAGAUUCAACGACGGCCACAUCCUCCUCAUCUCCUGCUACUCCGGGAUCUUCAUUGUCAGUCUCGUGGGGAACCUGUGCGUCCUCAAAGCCAUCUUGGGAGGAGGAAGGAAGCAGAGGAAAUCGCGGGUCAACCUCAUGCUCCUUCAUCUCGCUAUUGCCGAUCUCAUUGUAACGACGAUCAUGAUUCCUGUAGAAGUGGGCUGGUCGGCUACAGUUCAGUGGAUGGCUGGGGACACUUUCUGCAGAGUUUUUGCCUUCUUCAGGAUAUUUGGCCACUAUCUCUCCUCCUUCAUCCUCGUGUGUAUAUCCAUAGACAGGUAUUUCGCAGUCGUCUAUCCACUCAGUCUCAACGCAGCGGACCGACGUGGGAAAAUCAUGCUCACAUUUGCAUGGUUUCUUGCCUUCACUUGCUCCCUGCCUCAGACGGCCAUCCGUCGCUCCAGCCUCGGGUACCUGGGGAGAGCUCGAGCACGCACUAUUAAAAUGACGAUCAGUAUUGUGCUUGCUUUUUUCGUCUGCUGGACACCAUACGUUGUCAUCAGCCUGUGGUUCUGCUUUGACAGGUCUGCCGCGGAGCUGUUAGACGUAAAGGUUCAAAAGGGCUUGUUUUUCUUCGCGUGCACCAACUCUUGUGUCAACCCUAUUGUUUACGGCAUUUUCAACUUCUGCAAGAAAAAACAGCCAAUACAGACGCAGACGUGGCGCUCGACGACCCUCAAUACGCAGAUCAACUCCCGGGGGUUCGAAUGUCGAAGCUUCAAGUCGAGUCGAGUGUACUGGGGGCGACGCGAACAGGAGUCGACGGCUACGAACUCUGAGGCGACGGAUCACACGGCCGAGCUCUUGCUGCCGAGGACGCUCAACUCCUCCUUCCGGGCCAGGUCUCACUCUGGCUCGGAAUCCGCCACGUCAAUACACCUCCAAACACUCGGCUCCACGUCCAGUAUGUCUCGCAGGCAGAUCGCUGAACGUAACAACAGCGGGAGUUCGCCAUUAACAACGCAGUACAGGAACGGAUCCUAUUAUUCUGCCCCAAGCAAGUCGAGAUGCCACGAAGAAAACGGGAAUCCUGUGUAAGAAGGAUUUUCUCGUUUUCUGUAAUACGUAAUGUGGAAGGGGGAACUAUUGUAAAGCAUUUGGUGGGGAAGAGGUUAAUUGCGAGAAGGAUGGAAAAGAUGUUGUAGAUACAAAUUGAAAUAAACAUGAAGGAAGAAUGUGUGGAGGAAUACAGUGAAUUUAAUACACCGAUAUGGACAUGUUAUCAGUGUCGAAAAAUAAU
Molecule: messenger RNA, 1444 nt
Organism: Penaeus monodon (black tiger shrimp)
Lineage: Eukaryota; Metazoa; Arthropoda; Malacostraca; Decapoda; Penaeidae
Product: gonadotropin-releasing hormone receptor-like
Exons: 9
Coding region: 1-1242 (413 amino acids)
Biological process (GO): G protein-coupled receptor signaling pathway
Cellular component (GO): membrane
Molecular function (GO): G protein-coupled receptor activity; peptide binding
Source: RefSeq, a predicted model, not a curated record